Messenger RNA from Aspergillus thermomutatus, 384 nucleotides. RefSeq lists its product as uncharacterized. The coding region runs from base 1 to 384 and encodes 127 amino acids. Lineage: Eukaryota; Fungi; Ascomycota; Eurotiomycetes; Eurotiales; Aspergillaceae. The record is from RefSeq and is a predicted model, not a curated record. The transcript has 3 exons.
AUGUCGUACGGUGGUCUCUACGUGAUAAUAACCUACCUCCCGAUGUGGUUCCAAGCCUUCAAGGAUGUCUCUCCGCUGAUGAGCGGUGUCUACUAUUUCCCAUCGGUCAUCUCCACUACGCUCUCCACGGUUGGCAGCGGUUUCCUCGCCAUACAGGCGAGCCUGCCGCCGGAGCUGAUCUCCAUUGGGACUGCUCUUGUGGUGUUCUCUCAGAACUUUGGAGCAUCUGUGUUCAUCUCAUUGGGACAAACUACGCUUGAGAACUCCUUGCUUAAUGCUCCUGGAGACAUUGGGAAUGGAAUAGAUGCUCUACAACCAUGGGUUAAUUUCGACUUUCUAUUUAUCAGCUGGUUCCUUUGCGAAAGCAUUCAGUAUAGUCGCUAG